GACUUGUAUUCUUUUUUAUCAAGCAAUAGCUCAACACUUUCAAUCUUUCAUUUCUUCUUAGAUUCUUACGCCUAACUCAAUAUCUUUCUUAUAUAAUAUAAACUCCUUCCAUAUGUUAAGCAAUUUCAGUUGCUCAUUUUAUCCAUCUUUCUUUCCUUUUUCCAAGUCUAGCACCCCAUAUAAAUUUAAACAAGUUACUCAGGGUUCCUGGAUUUUUCAAAUUAAGAUAGCUUUAGUUUACGAAAAUUCUUGAGAGUAGAAUCUGUAAAUGGACGAUUCAAAGCAUACGAGUGGGAAACUGGAAGAAUCAGCCGCAGUUGAGCUAACAGGCAGGAUCAUGGUGGUCGCUAUCAUCGUUCUGUUUGCGGUGAUAGCAUUCGUGAUCUGUCUUCACCUCUAUGCUAAAUGGUACUGGCGUCAUGUAGCAAGAGGCGGCCACAGCAUGAGUCGACGUGCUGCUGGUCGCCACCAACUGACGGCUGCCACCGCCCUACGUGGUCACGGUCUAGACCCCUCCUUCCUCAAAACCCUGCCAAUCAUUCUCUUCUCUCCUCAAGACUUCAAAGAUGGAUUGGAAUGUUCUGUUUGUCUCUCCGAGGUGACACAAGGGGAGAAAACUAGACUUCUACCUAAAUGUAACCACGGCUUUCAUGUCCAAUGCAUUGAUACGUGGUUUCAGUCUCAUUCUACCUGCCCAAUUUGCAGAAAUCCGGUUCUCAAUUCCAAUCCUGAUCAAUUAUCACAACAGGGGAUUACACAUAACACACCCCAACCAGCAGACUACUCACAUGAUUCUGCGCUUCCUACAGAAGCCGUCACCUUUCCUACUAAUGUAUUGUAUUGGGGGAACGAGGUUCAGGUCAGCACUUGGACUUCAUGUUUACAAGAUGCCGAUGCUGAUGCUGUUACUUCUUCCCAGCAGGUUUCUUCAUCAUCAUCCUCGUCGUCAUGUACUACUAGUACUAGUCACGGUGGUAACAGUGGAGGUGGCCAUGAUUUGGUCAUCGAAAUACCAAGUCAGACAAACGAGGAAGAUCACAAGUCACCUGUGCUGUCACGGUUAAAGUCACUAAAGAGACUUCUAAGCAGGGAUAGAAAGAUCAAUCCUUUCACCCCCAGCACUAGUGUUGUUGAUGUAGAACAAUCUGCAAGGUCUCAAAAUUAGGAGGUCCUGUUGUGUGUGUACAUAUGCAGUUGGAAAGACUGCCUCAAAACAUAGUAGAUCAGUCCUGCUUGUGCAAUUUUAACACAGGAUUCGAUAUACGAGUUCAAUCAGCACCGGUCCCUGUAUCUUUAUUUGUUUGAUGUUCGUUCAUUUUUUACAACAACUAGCCAAGAGUUUGCGGAUAAUGUUAUCUGCAUUUAUGUUUGAAAACAUAUAAUUAGUAGUAGUUCGUUUCAGAUGUGUUGUUAAAACGGACUUACUUGUUUGGAUUUCUGCAAGUGUAAAUAAUACAAAUAGGCGCCUCUGUGAGAGAGUUAAAAAUAUAAUCCUGUUGUAAGCUAGUAGAGUUCCAUUGCUCAAUAUUUUCUUUACAAUUCUACA
Molecule: messenger RNA, 1546 nt
Organism: Daucus carota subsp. sativus
Lineage: Eukaryota; Viridiplantae; Streptophyta; Magnoliopsida; Apiales; Apiaceae
Product: RING-H2 finger protein ATL3
Exons: 1
Coding region: 269-1165 (298 amino acids)
Source: RefSeq, a predicted model, not a curated record